Molecule: messenger RNA, 675 nt
Organism: Eriocheir sinensis (Chinese mitten crab)
Lineage: Eukaryota; Metazoa; Arthropoda; Malacostraca; Decapoda; Varunidae
Product: endocuticle structural glycoprotein SgAbd-8-like
Exons: 4
Coding region: 137-475 (112 amino acids)
Cellular component (GO): chitin-based extracellular matrix
Molecular function (GO): structural constituent of chitin-based larval cuticle
Source: RefSeq, a predicted model, not a curated record
UCUCUCUCUCUCUCUCUCCGCCGCCGCAAGGACGCAGCUAGGGCGGGGCGGGUCAGCUGCGGGGAGGUAUAUAAGGGCCUGCGCGCCGCUCUUUGCCACACACUCCUUCGUGAGCUCUCGAGGAAGCAACACAACCAUGAACUUCAGCCUACUGAUCCUGAGCGUGGUGGUGGCGGCGGCGGCGGCGGCGCCCGGCUACGACAAGCCCAUCCCCAUCCUGAAGGACGACCGCUCCCAGAACGCCGCGGGCGAGUACACCUUCGACUUCGAGACCGGCAACGGCAUCGUGCGCAGCGAGGCGGGGCGCCAGGCCGACGGCCAGGAGUCCUCCGGCGCCUUCAGCUACACCAGCCCAGACGGCACCCCCGUGGCCAUCUCCUUCACCGCCGGCGCGGGAGGUUACCAGCCUGAGGGCGCGGUGCUGCCCGUGGCCCCGCCGCUGCCCUACGAGCGCUCCGACACCUUCGUGCACUAACGCCCACGCCCGCACACGCCCACGCCCACACCAUACCUACCCUGACCCCGCUCUCUCUCUCUCCAAUACAAGCCAUAAUUUACUCUCCCAUGCAAUUCUAUCAUGUAACUUUUUUUUUUUUACUUCCAUUAUAUCAUCUUAUAUAUUUAUUUCCACCCAGCAUGUGACUGCCUCUGUAAAUAAACACUGAAGCAGGAAAA